Colletotrichum truncatum is the source of this 2328-nucleotide messenger RNA. The record is from RefSeq and is a predicted model, not a curated record. NCBI's taxonomy places the organism in Eukaryota, Fungi, Ascomycota, Sordariomycetes, Glomerellales, Glomerellaceae.
AUGCACAUUGACAGCUUACUUUGCUGGCUCGCUGCGCUCUCCCUGACCAGCGGAGCCUUGUCCCACCCACACCACCAUGGCCGAAAUGAUGACCUACAUGACAGACGCCAUCUACUUGCCAGACAGCAACCUCUGUCAAACACUACAAGACCAGCUUCGUCCACACAGCCUCCUAUCACGCCGGAUCCUAGGUCAUCUACGCGCAUAUCCUCUGUCACGACGAUUGGGACAUCUAGCUCUGCACCGAAAACUUCGACCAUCUCCGAUGGCGAGGUUGUCGUGGCCGUGAUCGGCGCGACGUACCUGGCCGGUGCCGGGGGCGCUACUCUGAUGGUCAACGGAGUGGCUCACCCCUUAGCUGCAGGUACUGUUGUAGCCAUCACGGCGGGAGGUCCCAACGGUGAUACCCCCGAAAUCGAAACUGUCUCAAACCCGAGACCAACGCAAAACCCGAAGACUUCAGACCCAGCGGAGAGUGAAUCCCGGCCUGCCUCAUCGUCGGCCCCGUUUACUCCGACUUCCACAGCUCCAGCUAGCACCACUUCCGCAGCCUCCACCUCAUCCGGCACGCCUUCAUCCACGGCUUCCCCUACCCCAUACAUCAUCCUCAUUUCUACAAAUGCUACAAAGGAAGACACGCAAAGUCUCAACAGCACGCUUUCAAAGGAGGCUGCGCCCAACUCGUUGAAAGAAGUCACUAGUGACCGUACCGGUCUUGUGGCAUUCUUCAAGGCUAACAUUACUUCUGUUCUGGCUGCAACUAUUGAGAAAGAGCCUGGUGUCGCCGGUGUUACCCCAGAUGAAAAGCUUGAAGACGAACAACCGCCCUCGUCGGCGCCACCUACAUCGGCGACACACCGGGCGUCAGCGACCGGCCCGCCUGGCUCACCGAAGACCAGCGUUCCCAACCCGGCUGACAUCAGACUGCAGUCCGAUGCAGUAGACGAGCUCAAGGUCAUCUCACAACCCGCCGGAGCCAGUCUUGCUGACCUGCCCGGCUACGGGUACGCCUCUGAAGCGGGCAAAGGUGUUACGAUUUACGUGAUCGACACAGGCGCAAACGCAGAGAACACGGAAUGGACAAACAUGCCUGGAAAGAAAUCUUUCAUGUACGCCCCUGGUGCCACACAGGAUGAGACAGACUUCUUGAACCAUGGCUCGUGUGUUGCGUCCAAGGCAGGUGGGCCAGUAUAUGGUACCGCGAAGGAUGCCGACAUGGUCGCUGUUAAGCUACCUGGCAGUCUCUCCCUGUCUGCCAUUUUUACCGCGUUGGUGGAAAUCAGCAAUGACGUGUACCAGAAGAAGCUUGAAGGAAAAGCGGUUAUCAACAUGUCGCUUGGAUCUCGCAUUCCGGAUAAGCUGUCUUCUACGACUACCGCCUACAAGCUUCUUCUUGUCGCUCUCAUGGCGGAAGACAUCGUUAUCGUUACGGCUUCGGGCAACGACUUUCAAUAUGGCGUUGACGAUGUUACGGAAUAUCCUGCUCUUUUCGGCCCUACCACGGACAUCAUCGUCGUGGGCGCAGUUGAAAACGACGGAUAUCGCGCAUUCUUCUCCCAGGGCUCAGGAAGCCAGUUGACUGUCUCCGCCCCUGGCUUCGUUGAUUGCGCCUCGGGCAGAACGGCCGGAUCGCAGGAUCUCUAUGGCACCUCUUUCGCCGCCCCAACUGUCGCCGGUGUCAUCGCAGUGUGGCUUUCCCAAGACGAACACAAGGCUCGCCUUCAAGUUCCAGGAAAAGUGGCUGCCAAUGUCAAAUCUAUGAUCCAGUCCCUUGCGUACCCGAGAGUUGAGGGUGAGCCAAGUGUGAUAUGGAACGGCAUUGAUCCUCGUGGGCUCGCUUGCUCGGUCAGCGGAAGCAGAAGACGACAAGCCAACCCCUCCGGCGGGAGCUCAGGCUGCCAAGCAACCUCUGCGGCGCCCUCAAGUAUUGCCACCUCGACGCCGCCAGCGUCGACUCGCGUUGCGCAGACAUCCGCAGCACCCUCCUCUGCCCCCUCAGCGCAGCCAUCCGCACCUCCUAAGCCUUCGUGGAGCGACAACCCCCAGGGAUUCGCGAAAGUCCUUGAGCGAGACGGAGUGGCCAGUGCUUUCUAUGACAACACCUCAGACAGCGCAAGUGAAGGAAUCACAGACAACAUCGAAAGUUGGUGUCUUUCCAAGUGUACUGGUCAAUGCGCCUCGGUAUUCCUGUACAGGAAACUCCAAAUCGUCCGCGGCGAGUACAAGCCGUAUUACAUUUGCAACCAAUAUAAUAAGCAAUGGUCAAACGACUUUAUUCAAGACGGCAUAACUUCAAACGACGCGGGAGUAGCGUUCAAUAAAGUAUAG